Molecule: messenger RNA, 1401 nt
Organism: Anopheles cruzii
Lineage: Eukaryota; Metazoa; Arthropoda; Insecta; Diptera; Culicidae
Exons: 1
Coding region: 1-1401 (466 amino acids)
Source: RefSeq, a predicted model, not a curated record
AUGGGCGUCAUGUGCACGAUCGUGGCCGCCGUGCUCUGCAGUACGCUGCUGUUGGUGUCGGUCGUCUUCAUUGGCGCAAGCUCUCGACUUGAGACGGAGUCCCGGUUCAACGUCCCGGAGGUGGGUAAAGGAGAGCCGGACGAUGCGGCCGGUCUCUGGGAGUUGGUGUCGGCGGCAACCGUUGCACCGGCGGCCUUGCGGAUCGACGACCAGAAGGAAGAGGUGUCGUUUGAAGCGGAUCCACUCGAGGAUGAUCUCGAUGGAGCGGACAGUCACGUGGUGGUGCAGGUUUACUCCGUCGACUCGGAGCAGGAGCUGGCCAACCGCUCGUCCGGUACGCCGGUACGUACGAUGAAGAUGCCGAAGCUGGUAACACCGAAACCAGAGCCACUGAACGGGAAGGCAACGGAUCGAGUCGAGCGAAAAGUUUUCGCACCGGUAAAGAGCAUUCAGGAGCAGCUGGACAAGCUAGAAUCGGGGGAACGUCGCCCAAUGAGGAAGGAGCCGGUGCUACGGGAGCAGUUCUACAUCGACGAUAGCUCGCGACAGGUGGAGUCCGGCCGUGGACCGUCGGCGAAGAACCCGGGCGAAGCGGAAGAAGUCAGCGUUCCCCGGAAGCAGUCUCCACCGAGGCAGGAGAAACAGUACGCCGUUUCUUCGCGCAUGGAGUACAGCGACCAGACGAGCCAACGAAUGUUGGACGAGUUUUUCGCCCAGCGAAACCAGGACGCACUGGCAUCGAGGCGAUCGAACUACGACUGGGACGAGGGUUUGCUUCGUUCCCGGAAGCUGGAAGAGAUCAAAAACCGCCAUCGCGCGGUGCCGAGUCCGAGGAAGAAGACCCAUCUCAAUCAUCCCGUCGGUCCGGAGUGGGAAGACGAUCGGAGCUACGAUCAGUAUGCCGAUUACGGGACGGCCACGGAACAGCUCCAGAGUGCGGCUCCGGGCCGAAGAAUGGUCGAGGGAGACGAUGGCCAGCGCUCGUUUCGUCCCCAGGCCCUAACAUUCCUGACGCCCGAGGACGAGCGCCGCAGUUACGGAUUGCCACGUCUUGGGCGCAAGCAGCGAGCGACCCCACCGCAGCAAACGCACGUUCUGAACACCAUGCCGAUCGUGGCGAUCGAUGGCGAUGGCUCUCCGCAGGCUUCGGGAAGUCCGGGCGAUAAGUCGCAGCGCCAGUCGUCGCCGUUGGAGCGAUCCCGUUUCCACUACUCGCUGCCGUCGAUGGUGUUCAAUCCGUACGCUUGGGACCCGUACCACUUCAACAUGCUCCGGUUUCCGCAGUGCGCCGCCUGUCAGCAGAAUGCCCGGGCACUCUGCACCAAGUGUGGCAUGUGUGGCGACUGCUGUGCGCACAGCAAGUGCACCUGUGGCUGCCUGAACGGGCUAGUGACGGCCUAG